This is a messenger RNA of Bursaphelenchus okinawaensis, 1548 nucleotides long. The record is from the annotation of a GenBank genome assembly. NCBI's taxonomy places the organism in Eukaryota, Metazoa, Nematoda, Chromadorea, Rhabditida, Aphelenchoididae.
AUGAACAAUAUCGGAAUUGUAAAGAAAGUUCUCAGCUCGGGAAGAGGUCCUUUACCUGAAUACGUCAAAGAUACGAAGGUGUGGAUAGACUACGAGGUAUUGGUACCCAAAGUGGACACUACAAAAGAAGGUUUUCCAGAAGAUCAAUCACAAUACAAGUCAGUAGACAACACCAAAAAACAAUGGCCAGACGGCUACGGAGAGCCUCUCGAGCUAGUCAUUGGUAGGAAGUUCCAAUUGCCAGUUCUAGAGACCUGUGUUAAGAGUAUGCAUGUCAAUGAGGUGGGUUUGAUCAAUAUUUUAACUCGUAAUAUCUAAAAAACUCUUACGUUUUUAUAUAUUGGUCUACAGCCUCUAUGAACCUCUAUGCAAAUUUUACGGUAAUAAAAAAAAUUUAAGAUCUGCCAAUUUGACAUCGAGAUGAAACAAGUGGCAUCCUUCCCUUUGGUCGCCAAAAAGUUGAGAGACAUUAGUCGAGCUCGAGUCGACCCAAAAUACGUUCAUCAUGAACAACAUCAUUGUGCUGGAAUGGGGGUUCCCAAGUAAGUGGAGAUAAAAUCAGUAGAAGAAAACAAAGUGAAUAGUACUUCGUAGUAAAUAUAAUAUGCGUAUACUUUAAUGUUUUUCAGGACAGGCUACAAAGAAUUGGAUGAUCUCAUCGAAAACCCUAGAGACUUGAGGUUCAGGAUCCAUUUGUUGCGACUGGAGCAGCCAGACGAGUACCACGCUGACAAUUGGCAGCUGAAUCCAGAGCAAAGACAGGAGAAGGUUAAGGAGCUGAAGGAACGUGCUAACGGGUUAGUUCGAGAGGUAAUGCUUACUUUUAUAUUAUACUACUACUUUAUUGUGUCAUACAUUUUAAACAUCUAGAAAUAUUGAUAAAGACAGUGGUACUGGAUUACCCAAAAAAGAAAGGCAUGAUACACUAAUAGUACUACUUUCAGGGAAAGCAUUCCGUAGCCAUAGAUGAGUACAAAGAAGCCUUGACUCUCCUUGAUCAACUUAUGUUAAUGGAGAAGCCAGGCGAGCCAGAAUGGAAGGAAUUAGAAGCCCAGACAGUACCAUUGUACAGUAACCUCGCCUUGUGUUACCUGGCGCUUCAAAGCUAUCGUGAAGCCGGGAACGCGGCUACAGAAGCGUUGAAGCGAGAUCCUACGAAUGAGAAGGCUCUGUUUAGAAGAGCCAAAGCUCGAGUUCAGCUCUAUGAGUUUGAUGAAGUAGGUAUAGUCGAGUAGGCAGAAAUGAUAUGCUUUAACUGGUUUUUACGGCAUUUUGGAUGAGCCACGGCUGAUGUAUCAAAAAUUUAUAGCUGAUGUUAAAAUUUUUACAAAACUUAAAAAAAUUGAUUUUUGAUUGGGGAGGGGUUAGACAAGACUUGGGCAAUAGUUAACAUUUUUACUUUAGGCUGAAGAAGAUUUGUCACUUUUCCUCGAACAUUAUCCAAACAAUGAAAAGCUAGUCCUGGACGAGCGCAAGAAACUGUCUAGCCUGAAAUCGGACAAAACUGCUAACGAAAACAACUUGUUCAAGAAAAUGGUCGCUAAAUGA